AUGUCACUUCCCGAGUACCUUCGGGAGAGUGUUCACCGUGCCUUCUCCGCAAAGUAUCUCCUGGAUCUCGUCAACACGAUGCGCAGCGCUUCUCUGGACUCCCAGAAGAGGACGGUCACUGCCUGCACGGAUCUGCUUCUGAAUCUGGGCGCGCCCUUUCCUCCCAAGCCGUACAACCCUUAUCUGCAGCGACUUCUAAUGUCUGAAUCGCUCGCGCGAGGUCUGGGAAAUGCUGUCGCCUCCGCCAUGCUCAGUGAUAUCGGGAUGGACGAUAUACAAGCUGCAUCUUCCCUGCUGUAUGUCAUCGUGAUUCUCGGCGACAAAACUUGGGGGGACGACGGGCGGGCGGGCGUGGACCGCGUCCUACGCUCAGGUCUACGGAGCAAGCUCGAGCCGUUUACACACCCAACGAAUCAAACGACGAUUCCGCUGGGAAAGGACGAGACAUAG
This is a messenger RNA of Peniophora sp. CBMAI 1063, 450 nucleotides long. The record is from the annotation of a GenBank genome assembly. NCBI's taxonomy places the organism in Eukaryota, Fungi, Basidiomycota, Agaricomycetes, Russulales, Peniophoraceae.